GUCAAAAUAUUUCUAGGGUUUAUGCGACGACGCGAUGCCGAGAUCGGGAUUUUGGAAGGAUCAGCUGCUCAAGGCGGCGGAGAAGAUGUGCCGCAACCGGAUGAAGAGUAACAGGGCCAGGGUUGUGCUGAAUGGCGAGAAGAUCAUCAUGGGCCGGGCCAAGCGUGGCAUUUUCGCUGGUCGCCACAUCCAGUUUGGGAACAAAGUGAGCGAGAAGGGGGGUAACAAGACUCGGCGGACAUGGAAACCCAACGUUCGGCUCAAGCGUCUCUACAGCUUCAGCCUUGACAGAUUCAUCCGCGUGCACGUCACCACCCACGCCCUCCGCUGCAUCGACAAGGCCGGGGGGCUGGACGAAUACCUCCUCAACAAGCCCGACCACAAGCUCGAGAACGAUCUCUGCCUCUACUGGAAGCGGGAGCUCCAGACCAUGAACAGGUUCCUCUUCAAGCUCCAGUGUGGUAACGUCCCCCCGGAGCUCCACAAGGAGGUCCUCCAUGCCUACGUCUCUCGCAUGGCUUCGCGGCGAGGCCUCGCGCAGACCAAGCCGAUUGUGAUCCAAGAGGCUGAGGCUGCCGCUGCCGCCGCUAGUGCCGAUGCCGCGAUUGACGAAGAACCAUCCGAGCACAGCGAAAGAGAAGAAGAAGAUAGCAGAGGGAAGAAGAAGAAGAGGUUUGUGACGCCCAGGCUCAACAUGGCUGGAGGAGGGAACACGCUCUUCUACGGCAAAUGCAAGAGCAAGCGAGGAGUUCCUGGCAAGAGUGGAACCAAGAGGCGUCUCCGGCAAACCAACAAGUGGGCCUGACAAAAGCUAUCAAAGAACGGAAGAACGAUUGUUGGCCCUUCGAUCAAAAGAGCAGGCUCGAAGACCCAGAUGAAGACCUCGAGCUCCUCUUUAAGACGCUUGGACCUCAACAAAAACGACUGCUUGAGACUUUGCGCUGCGUGAUCCAGUUUUUGGGAAGAAUAGAGGAGAGAGAUUAGGGUUUAGAAGUUCCCGGUAGUUUAGGGCAACGUGUCCUAAACUGAAGAUUAGAUUAUAAA
Messenger RNA from Selaginella moellendorffii, 1044 nucleotides. RefSeq lists its product as uncharacterized. Gene Ontology annotation, molecular function: structural constituent of ribosome. The record is from RefSeq and is a predicted model, not a curated record. Lineage: Eukaryota; Viridiplantae; Streptophyta; Lycopodiopsida; Selaginellales; Selaginellaceae. Gene Ontology annotation, cellular component: mitochondrial large ribosomal subunit. The coding region runs from base 35 to 805 and encodes 256 amino acids. The transcript has 2 exons.